GUAGACAAUUUCAUGAAAUGCUCCAUUAGGGUUUCAUUUUUACAUUUGUACAAAUUGUCCUCUCCUUAGACUGUAUAUAUCAUAUACCUAAGUACCUAGUCUGUGUAAAUCUUGGAGGAUUUAACAACUGGAGACGCCUUAUCUGUAAUUUUCUGCACAAAAGUCUGCCGAUUUUUGCGGGGGAGGGGCACGGUAAAUGUACGGCCAUUUGUACGUAACGUACAAAUAGCCAAGUCAGAUAAACGUCAGUCCAUACAAUACAUAUGACCAUUGGCCGAGCUUUUCGACAGAGGGGUAAGCUCUUAAAGGCGACUCCAGUUGUUAAAUUCUUUAAGUGUAAAUACUGUUUUAAAUUUCACAGUGUAUUAACUAAUUCGCUGUAACGCUGUCUAAUUUUUUGAAAUCCAUUAAUAAAUGUUGAUUGCAGGCGGUCCGGUGCCGGAAGUACUGGUGGAGCACUCUGCUUUACGUCCAAAACCUUGUCAAUCCGAAUGAAUUGGUAACUAUUCUUAUCAUACACACAUAUGGGUACCUACCGACAAGGCUCAGAACCGGUUUAUAAAAUACCGGUUUAUUUCGGUUUUCCUCCGAACUGUUAUAAGAACGCGAACGUUUUAAGAACUUCAUUGUAACCUUAAAAACCGGUUUAUUUGACGAGCGAUGAAAAUGCCGGCGGGCCUGGUGGUGUGGCAUGUAAAAUAUUGCCAAGAUGAAACCAUAAAUGCUCGCACUGUUAAAAAGUUAUCAGAUCACUUGUAGAGCUAAGCUGGGGUCUCCAUUUGGUAUAUAUAAAUAAAACUUAUCGAGUGUUGUGGGCAGUGCAUGGGUCACAGCUGGUACCUGUCGGUGGACAUGCAGCUGUACGUGGUGUCGGCGCUGCUGCUGUGCGCGGCGGGGCGGCGCGUGUGGCCGGCGCUCGGCGCCGCCGCGCUGGCCUCCACGGCCGCCGCGCUCGCCUUCUGUUUCUAUUACAACUUUCCUGAUACGAUGACGGAUUCACCGCGAGACUGGAGCUCGGGGUCAACUCCUAGCUACUGGUUAAUGUUGUAUUACUAUAACCCUAUAGUGCGCUCCCCUCCCUUCUUCAUCGGGAUGCUGCUCGGGUACAGCCUUUACAUCCUCAAGAACGAAAAACUUCAUUUACCGAAGUGGAGCAUCUGCUUGUGGUACGGCGUAGCAUUAGCGUUGUCCUUGCUGGUGAUGUUGAGUGAGCACCCAGGCGCGCGCGCGUUCUUCCACGAGCACCAGGCGGCUCUGAACGCCAAGGUGGCUUUGUACCGGGCCUGCUGGGCGCUGGCGCUGAGCUGGCUCAUCAUCGCCUGCACUCAGGGCUACGGAGGUCCCGUGAACUGGUUCCUGUCGCUGGGGCUGUGGCGGUACGUGGCGCGCGUCUCGUACGCGUUGUACUUGUUCAGCAACAUCUUACAGGAGGAACCGGACGCCACUGGCGGCGUCAACUACUUCGACAUGCGCACACUGCUGUGGAGGUUCUCCGGCGACGCGGCGGCGGCGGUGGCGCUGUCGGCGGCGCUCAUCGUGCUGGUCGAGGCGCCGCUGCACACGCUUCUGGCGCCGCUCCUCAAGCCCCGCACUGCCAACAAGUCAUAACAACUUUGAUUUUUUAUUCAAUAAAUAUAUAAAAAAUUAAAAAUAAUAACGCCUAUUUCAAUUAACUUAGCAACGUUUCAUAAUGAGAAAUAUGUAUCAAAUGGGGUAAGUUUGUUUGUUACAGUAGUUGUUGUUCCCAAAGGAGCGGAAGCUAAUGUUCACAGGCCUUCAUUAUACAUCUUCCUUAAACACUUUAGUAAUUAAAUAGGGACUUGGUGCAUUUAAAUAAGUGAUAGAUGCUCCCGUUUUAUGCGUUCAGGACAGCUUUUUAUUUUAUACCCGGUCUUUCAAAUUUUUCAAAGUUUACUGUUUACUUGUAAGGUUGAGUUUAUAGUUGAGUUAUCACGCUGGAUGAGAUUCGCACGUCCAACCAAUGUACCAAAGAUACAUUGAUUAGACACCCAAAAUCUCCUCCAAGUUUAUUGUCCGGUACGGCCGUCUGUAAAGAUUUUAUAGUGGGCCUGCGCUAUGAGUUGAGCAAGAGAGAGAGAAAGAGUAAGAGCGAGAAAAGUAUAUUUAUUUUGACCGAUCAAUGUCGCGGCAGCUUGUACGCUCGUCUGUUAACAAUUUAUACGUCAAAAAUGAUGUAAGAUAAAAUCGUUCAUAUACCUUAAGAAAUUAUCGUAUUUUAGGACUUAA
Molecule: messenger RNA, 2247 nt
Organism: Cydia pomonella (codling moth)
Lineage: Eukaryota; Metazoa; Arthropoda; Insecta; Lepidoptera; Tortricidae
Product: O-acyltransferase like protein-like
Exons: 5
Coding region: 823-1608 (261 amino acids)
Molecular function (GO): acyltransferase activity, transferring groups other than amino-acyl groups
Source: RefSeq, a predicted model, not a curated record